AGCGGCAGGACGCACAUCCACCGGAGAACUGCUCGGCUGGAGAUUAGCCUGACCACGGAAAGGUCUGGACCAAAGGCUGCUCCUUCUAAACUCACGCUCACCCUUUGACUUUUGGUCGAGUUGUGCUGAGCUGGCCACAGCCUCUCUUUCAAGUUACACUUGUCCCAGCCCGGGGGAAAGCAUCAAGACGUCUCCUGCCUCCGGUAAAAAUGCCAACGGUGGAUGACAUUCUGGAGCACAUAGGGGAAUUUUGCUUUUUCCAGAGACAGACGUUUUUCCUCUUAGCUCUGCUCUCAGCUUCCUUCGCCCCCAUCUACGUGGGCAUCGUCUUCCUGGGCUUCACCCCGGACCACCGCUGCCUGAGCCCCGGCGUGGCCGAGCUGAGCCGGCGGUGCGGGUGGAGCCUGGCGGAGGAGCUGAACUUCACGGUGCCGGGCCCGGGGCCGGAGGGCGAGGCCUUCCCCCGCCAGUGCCGCAGCUACCAGGUGGACUGGAACCAGAGCGCCCUGGGCUGCGUGGACCCGCUGGCCAGUCUGGCCUCCAAUAGGAGCCACCUGCCGCUGGGCCCCUGUCUGCACGGAUGGGUGUACGACACGCCUGGUUCCUCCAUCGUGACGGAGUUUAACCUAGUGUGUGCCAACUCCUGGAUGCUGGACCUGUUUCAAUCGGCAGUGAAUGUAGGAUUUUUUGUCGGGUCCGUCAGUAUCGGCUACAUAGCAGACAGCAGGUUUGGCCGUAAACUCUGCCUCUUGGUUACAAUCCUCAUAAAUGCUACAUCUGGAGUUCUCAUGGCCAUUUCCCCAACCUACACAUGGAUGCUAAUUUUUCGCUUGAUCCAGGGACUGGUCAGCAAGGCAAGCUGGUUAAUCGGCUACAUCCUGAUUACAGAAUUUGUCGGGCUGAGCUACCGGAGAACAGUGGGGAUUUUUUACCAAGUUGCCUUUACCGUCGGGCUCCUGGUGCUUGCUGGGGUGGCAUACGCGCUUCCUCACUGGAGGUGGCUGCAGUUCACAGUUACUCUGCCCAACUUCUGCUUCUUGCUCUAUUAUUGGUGCAUACCUGAGUCUCCGAGGUGGCUAAUCUCCCAGAACAAAAACGCUAAAGCCAUGACAGUCAUUAAACACAUCGCAAGGAAAAACGGAAAGUCUCUACCUGCUUCUCUUCAGAGCCUCAGACCUGAGGAGGAAAUCGGGGAAAAAAUGAAUCCUUCAUUUCUGGACUUGGUCAGAACCCCUCAGAUAAGGAAACACACUUUGAUCUUGAUGUACAACUGGUUCACAGGCUCUGUUCUCUACCAGGGCCUCAUCAUGCACGUGGGCCUGGCAGGGAGCAAUAUCUACCUGGAUUUCUUCUACUCCGCCCUGGUGGAAUUCCCAGCAGCCUUCCUCAUCAUCCUCACCAUUGACCGCGUCGGCCGCCGUUAUCCGUGGGCUGCAUCAAAUGUGGUGGCAGGGGCAGCCUGUCUAGCCUCGGUUUUUAUCCCUGAUGAUCUACAAUGGCUAAGAGUCAUGGUCUCAUGCUUGGGCAGAAUGGGGAUUACGAUGGCCUACGAAAUGGUUUGCCUCGUCAAUGCGGAACUGUACCCCACAUUCAUCAGGAAUCUUGGUGUACUUGUCUGCUCCUCAAUGUGUGACAUCGGUGGCGUUAUCACGCCAUUCCUGGUCUACCGGCUCACUGACGUCUGGCAAGAGCUUCCACUGUUGGUUUUUGCUGUGGUUGGCUUGAUUGCUGGAGGACUGGUGCUGUUGUUACCCGAGACCAAAGGGAAGACUUUGCCUGAGACUAUUGAUGAGGCUGAAAACAUGCAGAGACCAAGAAAAAACAAAGAAAAGAUGAUUUAUCUCCAAGUCAAGAAACAAGACAUUCCACUAAACUGAGACCUGCUAUGGUUUUGCUCUGUUAAUACAAGGCCAGAAUCAGAGAUUUCUACUCUCAUUGCAAAUCCCAUACAAUUCAACCCUACUUCUCUUUGAAUCCGAUUAACCUAGAUCUAUGACAAAUGGGAUCUGUUUUACUACUGUAUAAAAAUCUACCUGUGGGACCAGAUCCUACAAGCCCCUCCAGCUCACUCUAUCCCCAGCUUUCCUUGGACAAUGGCUAUUGGUUUUCUGGGAUUUUCUUUUCUAUCUUUGUAUUUCUUUAUUUUAUUCCCUUCUCUAUAAUGAUAUCAAACCAAAACACAUAGGGGAAUUUUGGGCUAGGGAACCAAAAAUAUCUGAAAAGCAAUAAAGUUGGGAGCAGAGAGCCUGUUAAAUAGAUAAAAUAUCCAAAGCAAUAUCAGGCUGUCCAGAUGUAUGUCAGGAACUUUAAAUAGUCCUUUCAGUAUCACAAGUGAAGAAAAUUUUAAACAUUAUUAUCUGAUUUAGACUUUAAGGGAAACUAAAAUACAUUAAUCAGGAACACAAAAUGAGUAAUCACUAAGUCUAUUUAGACUGGAUAAGUACAAAUUGUGCCUUCUACAAAAGAUCUUGCGAAGAGUUUAAUAAAAAGUAGUGUUCAAGUUGCCAUAAUUAAACCAUGGUGAUAAUGUUUCAGUCUGGUCAAAAUUUGUAGAUUGAAAAUAUAUUAUUUUACCAAAUAUAGUAAGUAGAUUUUUGAAAGCUAAAUACUACAAAACCUAUAAUGAAAAACAAAAGUUCCUUACCCUGUUCUACCUCUAGCAACUCCUCAGAAAUAAUUUUCAACUAUUGCAGCUGUUUUUCCCUGAGAUUUUUCUUCAUGUAUCUGAAUAACUUGCUUUAUACAGACAUUUCUGGAUUUUUUUAGUUUUAAAUAUUACCAACUGACUUUUUAAUAUAAAAGAUAAAGACUUAGUUCUCUUCACCUCUCCCCUCAUCCCAAGACACACCUUCUCUUUUCCCUUCAAACUUUGUUUUAUCACAUUUUUAGUAAAUCAAAUAAUCAACAUUCACAUCCUUAUGGCUAUGUAACUAUUAUUAAAAGCUGAGCCACACACUACACUAUAUUAUGAUUACACUUCCUUUAUUUCACAUUCUGUUUUUCCUGAACUUGGGUUUUCAUUGCUUUGUUUUCUAUGAAUUCAUCGUUAAUUUCCCCCCAACUCUCCGACAGAAUAAAUCUCCUCUCAAUGCAUUCAAAGACCUCACAGAUUGGUUCCUGCUCCUUCUUCCUGAGAGACCUCCCUCCGGGAGCCUGAGCCCUCCUGCUCCAGGGGGCGUGGCUGAUCUCUAGACCUGAUGCACAGCUGUUGCCCUGGACUAUCCUUUCUCCACCUCUUUCUUGUGUUGAAUCUCCCGUGUCUCAAAUCCCAAGUCACCCUCAUCUUGGUUUUCUCCCUCAUUUUGAAGAAGCACAUCUUCCAAUACCACUCUGAAAGAGCACACACUUGUCCUUCUGUAGUCUCUUCUGUAACAUCAGGAGUUAAAACCUGCAAACCACAUGUCCCCAGCCGUGUGCCAUCUAGGUUUCUACAAGUCUCUACCAGUGGGCAGCAUUGGCCAGGUAGGAAGGCAGGAGCAGAGAGAAGCCAUUUUCCCCGAUAUCAUGAAGUCUAGCUACCCGAACCAGAGGGACAGAGGCCUCCUGGUCCCUGCUCAGUAGCACUGGUGCAGUUCUAACAGUGGCAGUGACAGUAGAAGUGCCUCGUCAACUUCAUGGCAAGCACAGACUCUCCGGCCCCGGCCAGGAGCACUUGCCUCUUCCUGGUCUUAUGUAAACAUCCUCUUCUCACUCUAGCACACCUUUCUCCCUUUGCUCAACCAACAAUUUUGUA
This is a messenger RNA of Rhinolophus ferrumequinum (greater horseshoe bat), 3733 nucleotides long. RefSeq names its product solute carrier family 22 member 2 (gene SLC22A2). Gene Ontology annotation, biological process: transmembrane transport. The record is from RefSeq and is a predicted model, not a curated record. Gene Ontology annotation, cellular component: membrane. The coding region runs from base 210 to 1877 and encodes 555 amino acids. Lineage: Eukaryota; Metazoa; Chordata; Mammalia; Chiroptera; Rhinolophidae. The transcript has 11 exons.